This is a messenger RNA of Aureobasidium vineae, 810 nucleotides long. Lineage: Eukaryota; Fungi; Ascomycota; Dothideomycetes; Dothideales; Saccotheciaceae. The record is from the annotation of a GenBank genome assembly.
AUGCUUACAUGUUACAGUCAACUAGACGCCAGCUUCUUUAUCCUCCAGGUUGAUCUGUGGGACGAGCACGGUCAGAUUGAGAAGAACAUUGUCAAAGCAGCCACCAACUCGCCCGCUACAUCCAUCUCGACAGCCACGACCACCUCAUACCCUCCGCCGCCAGAGCGCCCGGCUGUCUAUGCUCCUCAGGUACCUUACGCAGAUCCUCGUACCGGCCAGUUCGCCGGUUACGGCCCCGCGCCCAGUUACCCUCCCGGAUCUUGGGGUUACCCACAAGCACAUAUGCCGCAGAUGUACAUGCCNAGGUGCCCCUCCCCUGCUGGCCACUACGCCCAACCUCCCAUUCCUCCCGGCUAUGGGCAGUAUCCCGGUGCUCAGCCGCAAAUGUAUCCUCCAGCUCAAUAUCAACCACCCAUGCCGCAACAACAGCCAAGUAGUGGCAUGUUCACCCGCAACCUUAUCGGUAGCCUUACCGUGAACGCCAACCACUUGCGCGAUCCCUCAGGAAAAGAAGGACACUGGUUCGUCUUACAAGAUCUGUCUGUCCGUACCGAGGCCGUGUUCCGUCUCAAGAUGAGCUUCUUCGACGUUGGUGCUGGAAGUAGCGAUGGUGGUUCGAAACUCUCCACCGGCAAACGCCCUGUCCUGGCUACCGUCUUCUCUGAUCCGUUCCAAGUCUUCUCGGCCAAGAAAUUCCCUGGUGUCAUUGAGAGCACCGAGCUCAGCAAAUGCUUUGCAGGCCAGGGCAUCAAAAUUCCCAUAAGAAAGGAUGGUGGCAAGCACGAGGGCAAGGAUGAGGACGACGAGUAG